Messenger RNA from Paraglomus occultum, 488 nucleotides. The record is from the annotation of a GenBank genome assembly. NCBI's taxonomy places the organism in Eukaryota, Fungi, Glomeromycota, Glomeromycetes, Paraglomerales, Paraglomeraceae.
AUCUACGACCACAAUCACAAUUCUCAUUACUGCUCGAUUCAAAUAUUCAAGAAGAAAUCCUUCACAGCGUUUUUGAUCCCAUUGACAAACUUGUCUCGGACGAGCUGCAUGAAUUCCUGGUAACGUUUUUCAAUGCAGAUUAUGGCCCACAAGGUUGGAAUGAUGCAGUAGAGGAACUGCCCAUAUGUGAUUCAGAUUCAGAAGUCAUUACAAAAACAAAAUGGUGUCCCACCUGCGGAGAUGAUAAAAAGAGAUUGGGUACAACAGGUUUAGAACUUGAUAUUCCUUACUACCAUUAUGGUUUUGCUAUUGAAGGACAACAGCCAGGCGAUCCUAAUAAUUUCAUUAAACAGCAGGAACGGGAUCAACUUAAGGAAAAACUCUGUGAAGAAAAUUGGAUAGUAAUAGCACUAAGAUAUGUUUGGUAUUAUGAAAACCCAUUUGAGAAAAUUCCAGAUAUCCUUCAAGGUCUGGGUCUUAUUCCUUAA